GUUGACCAAGAUGAGUGCCAAGGCCGCUACGACGACGACGACGACGACGACGACGCCGGCGCCUGCCGCGGUGGCCGCGCCGGCCGACGACAUGUUCACCUUUAACUUCGAGAGCAACGACGAGGAAGAUGAAGAAGACGAGGAAGAGGACGAAGAGGACGAAGACGAAGCGGCCGAGCCGUCGGCCAAGCGUGCGCGCAAGGACGCGGAUAAGCCUGUGCGCCAGGUGACCGUGCCCCGCGAACCGACGCUCAAGAAGCUCGAUGCGAUCACGGCCGCGCUCAUGAAGGCGACGGACAACGACGACGAUGGUGGUUUUUCCAUGUUCAACACGUCGUCGUCGUACCCGAUGCAGAUGGUGCUCAAGAAGGAGAUGGCGGUCGCGCGCAAGAUGCUCAAGGAAGGCAAGCACUCGCAGGCGCUUUGCGUCCUCAUUGCCAUCUUUAUGAACAUGGAGCGCUACGACUACUGGUUCUCCGACUCGGACGACAGCCGCAUGGUCGAGACGACGUUCACGUCCUUCUACAAGCUCGUGCAAGACGCGCUCAAGAAGGACGACGCGACUCUACGCCUCACGGGCCGCGACGUGCUCAUCGAGGAGAUGGCCAAGCUCGGGCGCGCGGCCAAGGAGUCGUUCGACUACGAGUUCAAGUGGUUCGACUAACUUUUUUCAUCGUCUAAUUAAGGUAUCUAAUCAAAGACUGUGCGUCAAUAUCGGGUUUAGUACCUAGCACCUUG
This is a messenger RNA of Saprolegnia diclina VS20, 738 nucleotides long. RefSeq lists its product as hypothetical. Lineage: Eukaryota; Oomycota; Saprolegniomycetes; Saprolegniales; Saprolegniaceae. The record is from RefSeq and is a predicted model, not a curated record. The transcript has a single exon. The coding region runs from base 11 to 664 and encodes 217 amino acids.